ACAGCUGACGCACCUCAGUUCUCUAGAGUCUGCUGGUCUGAGUGUUCUUGCCGUUGAACCACACUAACUAAACGCGUAUUUCUUUCUUUUGAUAUAAAAAUAACACAUCAUGCAAAAAGAACUGAGAAGAGACUCCUACCGUUUCACGAAACCUUUAGAUGAACGCCAGAAAGAAUCGGCUCUACUUCUAAAAGAAGAAGAAGAAUGCCUGCCACUCAUCCUUGAAAAAGCUCCUACUGAGAAAUAUCUGCCACCUCUGGACCGGAAGAAAUUUUUACUUGUGAGAUCCUCAACUUUGGGGCAACUUCAUUCUACAAUCAGGUAUCGGCUACAGCUGCAUCAAGAUCAAUCAUUCUUCCUCCUGGUGGAUGGUCAACACAUGCCCAAUCUAUCAUCCACAAUAGAACAAUUAUACCACGAGUUCAAAGAUGAGGACGGCUUCCUGUACCUGGAGUAUGCAUCUCAGGAGGUGUUCGGUUGAGCCUGCAAGACGCGUCUCAAGUGUUGCUGGUGGACGUGGGGUGGUCGGAGUGGGCAAUGAACCUGCAUUUGGAAUUAAGAUCUAAUUUAAACAAUGCUUUUUUUCAAGGGCUUCUUUGUUCAUUCUCAUAUCAUGUCCAGUUUUCGUCUAUUCACUCUAUUGUUUGCUGGUAGGUGGUUAGAGUUGGGCUCACUUGAUUGUGUCGACAGUAUCACUAAAUUAAUCUUUAUGUAUUCUGUGUUGCGUGUAAAAUAUACUAAUUUGUUGCGUAUGCUGAUGUUUAUAUAGACUCCAGAUUACAAUUCAAGACUGUGUGUUAAAUAUUGGUUACUUUAUUGUGGACUAUGCAGGGUUUGUGAAACAAUUUUUAUUGUAAGUUAUGUAAUUUAAUUGGAUUUUGAGAUAAUAUAAACCUAACACUUUGAUCCAAAAAUCGUCAAGGUUAAUGGAAUGUUUGUCAUUCAAAGUCAUCUAUGAUGCCUUUUUAAAGUUUUUUUUUACAACAGUAAUGGUAACUCAAACUAAAACAGCAUCCUGCUGUCUCCUAAAUACAUAGAAGUUGAGUAUUUUUCAUCAAAAAGUGAGUUCUGAGGUCAUUGAUGUGCUUAGUAAUGCUACAGCUUGUAAUUUGACCUUCAAAUGCCAGGUCGUUUGUAUGCUGGGCGUUUUUAAGUGUAAGUCGCUAUUUCCUGGAAGGUUCUUACCAAUUUUUCAUCUUCUUCCUUCAUUAUUAAUAAUCUUAUUGCUUUUACUUAUUCUUAUUACGGAGCCGCAAUCUUUUGCUCUAAGAUCUGUAUAGGAAUAUGUCGUAUACAACUUGAUCCUGGUAGUCUUGAAUGAAAUAAACUACAAAAAUAUGAAAUCCGCGAACAAUACGAAAUUAUAUUUUUGAAUGUAUAUGUAACGUUUCAAGUUCACUAACCCUUUAAGUGUCAUAAUGGUUUCUCUUCAUUAAAAUCUGCUCGUUGUUAUUGUACGAAACUUUAAAUUGGUUGAUGUGCUUGAUAUUGUACCUGAAAUUAAGAUUAACUUGUCACGCAUUCACGUUUGCAUGGCAUUAGAGUGCUUAUCUCAAGCUUCACCAAGCCGUCUAUAAUAAUGGAUCAAAUAGAUUAACUGUAUGUUCAUUAGUGUUUUGUAGAUAAGGUUUUUUAUACUCCUGUCACGUAACAUAUUUUAUUCGUUUCUUGAUGUUCACGGUCUUUGAUUCUAUUGUUUCAAGUCGUGUUUACCGCUAUACUUUGAUCUUUACAUUCUUGAAGUCGUUUUACCGCUAAAUAGUCUUGAUUGCGAAAUUUUAACGUUCAUAACUUUCGACGAGACAAUGACUUGUACAUGGAUGGCUGACUGCGUUUUCUAUAUUUUUCUUCUGUCAAAUUAAAACGCCAAGUAAGUGUUUUGAUGACUGACUUCAAAAGAUUGUUUGGCCUGUGACAUUGAGGAAACGAAUUGAUUUAAAGCCUAAUGAAUGAGUAAAUGUAUGAUAUGAUUGUUGUGUUAUUCGGGACCAGUCGAUUGCUUACAUCCCGAACCGAGGUUUACCACUAUCAUCCCCAUAUAUUCCACUAACAUAUUCAUAAAAGUUAAACAAUGGCAAACUUUCCUAGCUCGCUUCUUAAAUAUCUAUGCACUGAUAAUAAAAGUAUUCUUAACUGGUUAUGAAAAAAAUAAUUUCAUCUUCAAAAAUGACUCUUUACGCAAUUUUUUAAUGGUUUUGCAUUCGUAUCACAUUAUUAGUGAUGUGCCUUUGCUUUCAUCUCAGUUCUUCAAGCCACCCUUCAAUGAUGCUAUCUCUCGUCUUAAUUGUUAUUAUAUAAAAUCCUAUCUCUGAUGUACAAUCCAGAUGAAAUAAUAGUGGUUUUAGACGACACCUAAAUUUCGCAAUGUAUAAUAUUUAUUAUUGACGCGAUGCAACAAAGAGGUAGUGCACAAAUUUCGCCUUCACGCAUUGACUUGAGUUGCAUUCAGCAUUAAUUAACAAGGGGAAAUGCGAGGUACAGUCCUACUGCUUGACUAGAUACCAUCUCGUCUGCUCUUAGCUCUUCGCUUCAGAUGCCUGUUGAAGGUGAUGUUUGCUAACAACAGGUAGUAAUCAUUUCAAUACGCAAUUUCAUGUACAAAAAAGUAAGCAUACAAAUUUAAGGUUGGCAUAUGAAGCUACAAAAGGUAAUUACUUUUUUGUGUACUUGCAUAUCUAUUGUGGAACUUGAGUAACAAACUGUGAAUUUUCGAACUACUCUUUGUUGGUAAAAAAUAAUGUAUGGAAGAUAUUGUUCGUGUUAUAGAAUGCUAAGUUAUGGUUCUCUAGGUAACAUAUUUUGAUGCAGAAGCAACAUCAUGAUCAAUCAUUCAUAGCCCAGCAUUUAAAUUAGUUGUAAGCGUACGUAUAUUCGCCAUUUAAGAUGACUGAAUUGCGACGUAGAGAAAAAUUGACAAAAAACACUGCACUUGUC
Messenger RNA from Hyalella azteca, 2934 nucleotides. Its product is annotated as microtubule-associated proteins 1A/1B light chain 3C. Gene Ontology annotation, cellular component: autophagosome membrane; autophagosome; cytosol. The transcript is spliced from 4 exons. Lineage: Eukaryota; Metazoa; Arthropoda; Malacostraca; Amphipoda; Hyalellidae. Bases 110 to 481 code for a protein of 123 amino acids. Gene Ontology annotation, molecular function: ubiquitin protein ligase binding. Gene Ontology annotation, biological process: cellular response to nitrogen starvation; autophagosome assembly; macroautophagy. The record is from RefSeq and is a predicted model, not a curated record.